This is a messenger RNA of Drosophila innubila, 1808 nucleotides long. It is a transcript of the gene BBS4, whose product is annotated as Bardet-Biedl syndrome 4 protein homolog. The record is from RefSeq and is a predicted model, not a curated record. NCBI's taxonomy places the organism in Eukaryota, Metazoa, Arthropoda, Insecta, Diptera, Drosophilidae. Gene Ontology annotation, molecular function: protein binding. Gene Ontology annotation, cellular component: ciliary basal body. The transcript has 10 exons. The coding region runs from base 1 to 1449 and encodes 482 amino acids. Gene Ontology annotation, biological process: protein localization to cilium; cilium assembly.
AUGUACGAAGCAGGCAGCGAGCAGAUCAACUGCAAUGGGGCAGUCAUCGAGCUGCCCUCGCUGGAGGUGGUCAAAACAGCACCCAAAAUGCCCACGGAUGCAAACAUCGACUGGCUGCUCCACAUAUAUUUUACUCGCCGCGAAUUCGAGAGAUGCCGUCGGCUCAUCGAACGUGAAUUGAAUCGUCAUUUGAAUGCGGAGUAUCUGUACUUUGUCAAGGGUUUAAUUGACCGCGAAGAUGGCAACAACAUUGAGGCGUUGCGUAACCUACAAAAAGCAGUCGAGCUUAAUUCAAAGAAUAUCGAGACGUACAAGGAAAUCGGACGCACACUCUAUAGCAUGGGUCGCUUUGGCCAGGCACUAAGCGUUUUUCGGGAGGCGGAGCAGCAGAGUCCCCGCAAGGAUCAUGAAAUCUAUCACUACCUGGGCGAGCUGCUGUACCGUGCGGCGGCCACACAACCGCAAUUGGAAGUGGCCCGACAGCAGCAGACGGAGGCCAGAGGUUACUUCGAGCUGGCCGUGCAGACGGGCAAGAAACUGGAGAGCUAUGUGCGCCUGGCCGAGCUGUAUCGCAAGGACAAGGAGUACCAGAAGGCCAUUGAUGUCCUUGAGGCGUGUUUGCAUCUGACACCCGAGAACGCUGAGGUACUUACCGAAAUCAGCGUAUUGUAUUUGAAAAUCAAUGAGACCCAAAAAGCCUACGAUCGCUUAGCGGAAGUCGUCAACAUUGAGCGGAAGUGCACGCCCAAAGGCUUGUUGGCUCUAGGCGCCAUUUUGCAGUCGCGCAACGAUGUCGAUGGAGCCCUGGGCAAGUACAGCCAAAUCGCAGAUGGCGAGCCGGAAAUUGCCGAGCUUUGGAACAACAUUGGUCUCUGCUUUUUCAAAAAGCAAAAGUUUAUUGUGGCCGUUUCAUCGCUGCGCAAAUCCGUUUGGAUAUCGCCCCUCAACUACAAUGCCCUCUACAAUUUAAGCCUUAUUUACAUUGCCUCCGAACAAUAUGCAAGUGCGUUUCACACGCUGGCCGCGGCCAUAAACCUGCGCAAGGACAAUGCCGAAUGUUAUAUGCUCCUUGGCUUGUGUUUGCGAAAACUGGACGAUACGGAAAAUGCCUUUGUAGCGUUUGAGCGUGCCUGCAGUCUCGCCCAGGGGCAACAGGGGAGCAUGCGGCACCCAUUGGUAUUCCUAAAUUUCUCACUCUUCUGCUAUGAGACCGGACGAUUGGCCUUGGCAACGGAGCAAUACAACCGAUUCAUGGCACACGCUCAGGAUCUAUUGCUGCCCACAGAAUACAAAUUUCAGGCCACUAAAUUGAAGUCCUUGCUGCGCAUCUCAAGUCACAGUCAUGGAAUUUUAUCCGAUGACGAAGAAGCACCUAAAAAGGAGGCGGAAACUGAAGAGCAACAGGAAGAGUUGCCACUGGAAGUGAAUGCGGUGGUCAGUAAGAAUUGAGAUGGAGAGAGAUUGAUACACGAAGAACUAAUUAACUCACAUCGAACAUUUAUUUAAACCUGUUCUCAAAGUCAAUUAAAAAUCCGCUUACAAAUCGCAUAAAACAUAAUUGCAAGCUAAUGAAAAUCCAUUAGCUGGUCUCUCAUUAAACACUAUUUUAGUUUACAAAUUAUAUUUAUUCUAGAAUCUAGAUGUAUGUAUAUGAUUAGGCAUAGUUAUUAUAUAUUAUCAAGUUCAAAUAUUAAAUGGACAAGAGAACAAGCAAGCUCAGGGGCUCUCUGGCUUUUCGUUCUCUUGUCGCAAUUUUCAAUUAGUAUUUAGAUUUAGUAGUUUUAAAAUUUAAUACAUAAAAAACUGUA